Molecule: messenger RNA, 4177 nt
Organism: Motacilla alba alba
Lineage: Eukaryota; Metazoa; Chordata; Aves; Passeriformes; Motacillidae
Gene: MMP14
Product: matrix metallopeptidase 14
Exons: 19
Coding region: 47-3991 (1314 amino acids)
Biological process (GO): zymogen activation; skeletal system development; collagen catabolic process
Cellular component (GO): nucleus; extracellular matrix
Molecular function (GO): zinc ion binding; metalloendopeptidase activity
Source: RefSeq, a predicted model, not a curated record
CGGAACUCUCCGGAACGUGCACGCCGCCGUGGCCCGGGGCCGCCAGAUGCGCUGCGAGCACUGCGGCCGCCCCGGCGCCACCGUCGGCUGCUGCCUGGCCGCCUGCGCCGCCAACUACCACUUCAUGUGCGCGCGGCGCUGCCAGGCCGCCUUCCUGCGCGACAAGAGGGUCUUCUGCCAGCGCCACGGCCGCCUGCUGGCCGGCGACGAGCUGGUGCGGGACGGGGGCUUCGCGGUGCUGCGCCGGGUGCUGGUGGAUUUCGGGGGGAUCAGCCUCAAGAGGAAGUUUUUGGGGGGUCUGGAGCCCGAGGCCGUCAACGUCAUGAUCGGCUCCAUCCGCAUUGACCGCCUGGGGGCGCUCUCGGAGCUGUCGGAGCGCGAGGGGCGGCUCUUCCCCGUGGGAUACCAGUGCUGGCGGCUGUACUGGAGCACGCGCGACGCCCGCCGCCGCUGCUGGUACCGCUGCCGCAUCCUGGAGCAGCCCCCGGGGCCCACGGGGGGCGCGGCCGAGACCCCUCCCCAAAUUCCCCCCGAGCACAACCGGACCAUCGCCCACGGGACCCCCGGUUCCAGCCCGGGACCCCCCCCCAGCCCGGGGGGUGGGGGAGGGGCCGGCGGGGGAGGGGACACCAAUGUCCCCGCUGUCCCCAAGGGCCGGCCCCUCCCCCCCCCGGGCGUGUCCCCCCCCCGCCGGCCCCCCCCGGGCAGCUCCUCGCGGCCCCUCCCCCCCCCGGGCCAGGCCCCGGCCGUGCCGCGUCACAUCCCCACCGUGGGGGACCCCGAGGUGUCCCCGCGGCCGCGGUGGCCGCGCCGGGCGCUGUCCCCAGGCGGUGCCACCCGCCGGGGCCACCUCCCCCCGCCCGGGCCACCCGAGCCCCCCGCGGCGAUGUCACCGGCGUCACCCGGAGGGAGCGGGCCAGCCAACAGGUCGAUGCCACUCCCGAGGCCAUCGUCCCCCGGCGCGAUGACGUCACCCAACGGGGUGGUGGCGCCGCCAUUGUCAUUGUCACCCGACGUGAUGACGUCACCCAACGGCGUGGUGGCGCCGCCAUUGUCAUUGUCACCCGACCCGAUGACGUCACCGAAUGGGGUGGUGGCGCCGCCAUUGUCAUUGUCACCCGACGCCAUGAUGUCACCCAACGGCGUGGUGGCGCCGCCGAGGUCACCGACGUCACCCCCGGGGCCACCACGGCUUUGGGGACAGAGGGUGGCGCUGGAGGCCACCGCCAGGCCCCUCCCCCCUCGGCCGCCGUCCCCUCGCGGUGACACCAGCGAGGACGAUGACGAUGCCGCCGCCGGUGUCACCUCCGGGGGCCGGCCGCCACCGCGGGGACGCUGCUGCGGCCACGCGCGCCCCGUGCCGGCCCCGGCGGUGGCACCGGCCCCGAUGUCCCCUUGUCCCCGCAUCCGGCAGCUCGACGGCGCCGACGACGGCUCCCGGGGGGGGACAGGGCCACCACCAGGGCCACCGCCGGGGCCACCGCCGGGGCCACCACCGGGGCCACCACCGGGGCCACCGCCGGGGCCACCGCCCGCCGAGGGGCUGCCACCGGACAUCGUGGACUUCGUCCUGCGCGGCGUCACCGGCGACGGGGACGGGGACACCAACGGGGACGCGGCCACCUGGCAGGGACAGCGGCUCGGGGACACGGGCGAGAGCCACCGGCUUGGGGACAUCGGGCAAAGCUACCGGCCUGGGGACUUCGGGCAAAGCUACCGGCCUGGGGACUUCGGGCAGGGACAGCGGCUUGGGGACAUCACCGAGAGCCACCAGCUUGGGGACAUUGGUGAAGGCCACCGGCUUGGGGACAUCGCCAAGAGCCACCAGCUUGGGGACAUUGGUGAAGGCCACCAGCCUGGGGACAUUGAUCAAAGCCAUCAGCUUUGGGACAUCAGGCCGGGACAGCAGCUUGGGGACAUCGCCAAGAGCCACCAGCUUGGGGACAUCGGGCAGGGACAGCGGCUUGGGGACAUCGAUCAGGGCCGCCACCUUGGGGACAUCGGUCAAAGCCACCAGCCUGGGGACAUUGAUCAACGCCACCCGCUUGGGGACAUCGCUCAGGGCCACCAGCUUGGCACCAUCCAGGGCCACCAGCUCGGGGACAUCGGUCAAGGCCACCACCUUGGGGCCGUGUCCCAGGGCCACCGCCUUGGGGACAUCGGGCAGGGCCACCAGCUCGGUGACGUCACCCGGGAGCGCCGGCUUGGGGACAUCGGCCAGGGCCACCCGUUUGGGGACAUCUCUCAGGGCCACCGGUUUGGGGACAUCUCUCAGGGCCACCAGCUCGGUGUCACCGCCCCCAACGGCCACGGGGACGCCUUGGGGACACCUUGGGGACACCCCAAGCGGCCGGGGGAGGGGACGGGGCCGGGGACGAAGAGGCCACGGCUGGAGCUGGACACGGGGGACAGCGGGCUGAAGGAGGAGCCGGAGGAGCUGAUGAGCGACAGCUGCGGGUCCCCGCCCGGUGACGUCACCGCGGAGCCGCCCUGGGCCGCCUGCGCAGGUGGGGGAGGGAACUACACCCCCAAGGUGGGCGAGGCCGCCACCUGGGCCGCCAUCCGCCGCGCCUUCCAGGUCACACCUGGGCACACCUGGGCACACCUGAGCCACACCUGUGUCACACCUGUGCCCCCCCGUCCCCCCAGCAUCCAGAACUACACCCCCAAGGUGGGCGAGGCCGCCACCUGGGCCGCCAUCCGCCGCGCCUUCCAGGUGUGGGCGUCGGCGGCGCCGGCGCUGCGCUUCCGGGAGGUGCCGUACGGGCAGAUCCGCGCCGGCGCCGCGCCCGGCGCCGACAUCAUGGUGCUGUUCGCCGAGGGCUUCCACGGCGACGCCACGCCCUUCGACGGCCCCGGCGGCUUCCUGGCGCACGCCUACUUCCCCGGGCCCCACAUCGGCGGCGACACGCACUUCGACGGCGCCGAGCCCUGGACGCACCGCGGCGACGACCUGAGCGGGAACGACCUGUUCCUGGUGGCGGUGCACGAGCUGGGCCACGCCCUGGGCCUGGAACAUUCCAGCGACCCCUCGGCCAUCAUGGCGCCCUUCUACCAGUGGAUGGACACCGAGGCCUUCGAGCUGCCCGACGACGACCGGCGCGGCAUCCAGCAGCUCUACGGCUCCUCCUCCGACCCCUCCCCCCGCCCCUCCCCCACCCCGCGGUCUCCGCCCCUCCCCCCCCCGGGCCCCCCCUACGGGCCCCGGAUCUGCGACGGCGACUUCGACACGGUGGCCAUGCUCCGCGGCGAGAUGUUCGUCUUCAAGGAGCGCUGGUUCUGGCGCGUGCGGGGCGGCCGCGUGAUGCCGGGCUACCCGCUGCCCAUCGGCCACUUCUGGGCCGGGCUCCCGGCCGGCAUCGACGCCGCCUACGAGAGGAGCGACGGCAAAUUCGUCUUCUUCAAAGGCUCCCGGCACUGGGUGUUCGACGAGGGCGUCCUGGCCCCCGGCUACCCCCGGCCCCUGGCCGAGCUGGGCCGGGGGGUCCCGAGUGACCGCCUGGACGCCGCCCUGCUCUGGCUGCCCAGCGGCCACACCUACCUCUUCCGGGGCGACAAGUACUACCGCUUCAACGAGGCCCUGGGCGCCGUGGACCCCGAGUACCCCAAGAGCAUCGAGGUCUGGGGGGUCCCCCCGAGCCCCCGCGGAGCCUUCAUGGGCCCCGACGACGCCUUCACCUAUUUCUACCGCUCCCACCUGUACUGGAAGUUCGAUAACUCCGCCCUCCGGGUCCUCCCUGGCUACCCCAAGUCGGCGCUCCGCGAUUGGCUGGGCUGCCCGGGCGAGGCCCCGCCCACGGCCGCACCUGGCGCAGGUGACACCGAGGUCAUCGUCAUCGCCGUGGGGGCGGGGCCGGGCGCGCUGGCGGCGCCGCUGGCGCUGCUGGGCGUGGCCGCCGCCGUGGGGGGCGGGGCCCUGUUCUGGCGGCGCCGGGGCGGGGCCCACGCCCACCUGCGCAGGUGCCAGAGGUCGCUGCUGCCCAGGGUGUAGCCACGCCCACCCGGAGUGGGACACGCCCCCUUGGCAUGGAGGAACCCACGGGCUCGCCUGGACACGCCCCUCACUCACAUGGCCACGCCCACUCACCUGGACACACCCCCAGGCUCACCUGGACACGCCCCUGACUCACCUGGACACGCCCCUGACUCACCUGGACAUGCCCCUCACUCACCUGGA